GUGCUCCAUGAGCCCCUGAUUGACGAGGACCCGGUGUUCAUCAACACCUGUACGGAGAGAGAGCUGAGGAAGAGGAGGAAGAGGAAGUUCAGUCUGUGGGUCCGCCAGUGCACCUCCACUGGUUUCAUCUGUCAGGUACAGUGUGUUUGUGUGUGUGUGUGUGUGUGUGUGUGUUUGUGUGUGUGUGUGUGUGUGUGUGUACAUGCAUCAUGUUAUGUUUGUGUGGGAGGGAGGAGGGAGGGAGGGAGGGAAAAGGGGGAGGGAGGGGGGAGGGAGGGAGGGACUGUAGCCUCUUGGAUUUCUACUCAUAUCUGGGAGCUAGUACUUAGCCAACUUUGUGACAAAGACUGUUCACCUUCAAUUACCCCCAGUACAACCACACCGGGGCUUUCACAAGACUGCCUGCAAUUGGUCUAGACCAGGGCUUCCCAAACGUCUUCCUGGAGAUCUACCGUCCUGUGGGUUUUCAGUCCAACCCUAAUUUAACACACCUUAUUCUACUUAUUAGCUGCUCAACAAGACCUUAACUAGCUGAAUCAGAUAUGGUAAAUUAGGGUUGGACUGAAAACCUACAGGACAGUAGAUCUCCAGGAAGAGGGUUGGGCAGCCCUGGUCUAGACUGUAGAGUACACCAACACUGCAGGACAGGACAAUCAGACCAUGCCCUUCCCCCUCACUCAGACACAGCUGCGAGAUCCAGACAAACUGUGUGAUUGGAUGACUGAUGUGGGACCAUCCAGUGCCUCAAUCAGUCUCCAGAACCAAUGUUAUAUUACUGAUUCCCAGGAGAAAGCGCCAGUCCACUUAGUAUAAUUGCUCUCUGCUCUUGGUGGGAGAAUGAUACGUCAAAUGACUGCUGCCCCGUGCCUCAAACAGACCCAGGAAGACAUGAGAAUGUAUGGAUAUGCACGGGCUGUGUACUAAUUGGUGGGAAGAAGAAUGAAUCGAUCAUGUCCUUUUUUGUGUAGCUUGCAAGACCGAGAUUCAUCACUUACUUGAAAACAACAGGGUUAGUAUUGUCAAUAGAAAACAACAGGGUUAGUAUUGUCAAUGGAAAACAACAGGGUUAGUAUUGUCAAUGGAAAACAACAGGGUUAGUAUUGUCAAUGGAAAACAACAGGGUUAGUAUUGUCAAUGGAAAACAACAGGGUUAGUAUUGUCAAUAGAAAACAACAGGGUUAGUAUUGUCAAUGGAAAACAACAGGGUUAGUAUUGUCAAUAGAAAACAACAGGUUUAGUAUUGUCAAUGGAAAACAACAGGGUUAGUAUUGUCAAUAGAAAACAACAGGUUUAGUAUUGUCAAUGGAAAACAACAGGGUUAGUAUUGUCAACAGGGUUAGUAUUGUCAAUGGAAAACAACAGGGUUAGUAUUGUCAACAGGGUUAGUAUUGUCAAUAGAAAACAACAGGGUUAGUAUUGUGAAUAGAAAACAACAGGGUUACUAUUGUCAAUGGAAUACAACAGGGUUAGUAUUGUCAACAGGGUUAGUAUAUUCAAUAGAAAACAACAGGUUUAGUAUUGUCAAUGGAAAACAACAGGGUUAGUAUUGUCAAUAGAAAACAACAGGUUUAGUAUUGUCAAUGGAAAACAACAGGGUUAGUAUUGUCAACAGGGUUAGUAUUGUCAAUGGAAAACAACAGGGUUAGUAUUGUCAACAGGGUUAGUAUUGUCAAUAGAAAACAACAGGGUUAGUAUUGUGAAUAGAAAACAACAGGGUUACUAUUGUCAAUGGAAUACAACAGGGUUAGUAUUGUCAACAGGGUUAGUAUAUUCAAUAGAAAACAACAGGGUUAGUAUUGUCAAUAGAAAACAACAGAGUUAGUAUUGUCAAUAGAAAACAACAGGGUUAGUAUUGUCAAUAGAAAACAACAGGGUUAGUAUUGUCAAUAGAAAACAACAGGGUUAGUAUUGUCAAUGGAAAACAACAGGGUUAGUAUUGUCAAUAGAAAACAACUGGGAUAGUAUUGUCAAUGGAAAACAACAGGGUUAGUAUUGUCAAUAGAAAACAACAGGGUUAGUAUUGUCAAUAGAAAACAACUGGGAUAGUAUUGUCAACUACAUUGUUUGAUGAGAAAUAGCGUAUCAAUCAACUUGUCUGAUCAGAGAAGUAUUUAAAUGUAAAUGGUAGUCAAUGGAGCUAAGUCAGUGAUUCAGAAUGUAGGAGCCACAUUAAUGUGGCUAAUUGGAUCACUAGCUGCUACACAGAUCAUUCCUGAGAUCAUUAUGUAUUGAUUUCUGUAUGUCAGUGUAUGACAUUUACAUUUGACAUUUUAGUCAUUUAGCAGACACUCUUAUCCAGAGCCACUUACAGGAGGAGCAAUUAGGUUUAAGUGUCUUGCUCAAGGUCAUAUCGACAGAUGUUUUGCCUAGUCGGCUCGGGGAUUCGAACCAGCUACGCUUUGGUUACCGGCCCAACGCUCUUAACCGCUAGGUACCUGAUGACAUUAUGGUGGUAUUGACAGUCUGUGUCGCUCUUCCAGAUCUAUGUGCAUCUAAAGGAGGGCCAGGGUCCUGAUGGGUUGGCUACCCUGAAGAACAAGCCUCAGCUCCACAGUAUGGUGGCCAAACAGCUGUGUCAGAACCUCUCAGGCCGCAACAGCAUCAUCUUCACCGGGCCCAGCAUCACCAGCCUCAACCUGUACCAGGAGUUUGAGAAACAGGGUAGAUCUGCAUCUUUCAUCCCAUUUAUCUCUCUCACCCUCUCAUUAUCUCCAUCCACCUCUUUCCUCUCGCUCGCUCUCUCUCUCUCUCGCUCUCUCUCUCUCUCUCCGUCUCUCUUUCUCUUUACAGUACUGUAAUCUCCUUCUUGCUCAUCCCCUGCUGUUUUUAAUUACCAUACACGACCUCCGGCUACUGUAGCACUGAAAGACAAGACAGUCAAUUGAAGUUCACGUUGAGACUUCCCUGAGAACCAAGAUGUCAAUUUUGGAAACCGAGAGCACCAGUUCAUCCUAUUGUUAAUGAACAGAGCAAACAGCCUAGAGAGAGGGGACGUGAGGCCACAGUAAACCAGCCUGUAGCCCUGCAGCAGCUAACACACAGAGAUAUGAAUAAUGAUCAACUCCUUAAAAAUUACAAACGCCUCCUCCUCUAGGCUUUAUUCUCUGAUCUCAAUCUCAACACUGACUGGCCACCUGUAAUCUGGGCCAUCUGUCAUUACUGCAGGAGGGUGGGCUAUAGGAAAGAAGGGGGUUAUAUUCAGCACACAUCAGGAUCAGAACUCUCACAUGUACAGUACAUUGUGCCCACAGCAGUAGAUUUAACAGUGCUGUGGAACAUUUUGCUAAAAAUCCUUUCUGUAUGUUGCACCAUCCUGAACGUGUCCCAGAUGUCUAAAGGUGUGUUUGUACUCCACCAGAGAUUUACUGCUGUGGGCUGCUGAGCACCAGGAAGAGUGACUGCACCGGCCUGCCCCAGUGCAUGCUGGUGAACCCUGAGAGCCCCCAGCAGAGGGGCCAGUCCCGCAGCAUGAUGAGAGGCAACACCUCCCUCAUCAGCUGGUACAACAAGGGACACUUCCGCUUCCUUACCAACGCCUACUCACCUACCAAGGAAGGUGAGGAUUCCCGCUCUGCAACCAGUGUUAUAUUAACAACGUUUUCUUUUUCAUACAUUUUCAUUCAGAAGAUGCAUUCAGGGAGAUGUUUCAACUGUAUUUAAUCAUGGGCAUAGAUUUGUGGUGAACUGCCUUCAAUUUGAAAGCAAAACGUUUCUCUUCAUUUUGAUCAUGUCUGCAUCACUAGAAUGCUCUGAAAUGGAAUAUCAUUAUUAAGCUCUUUAGGGCUGACUGAUACAGUAUGAGUCACCACCCACGAUUGACAUGAUGUGGGUUUCCCAGAUCACAGUAACUCCUAGGUGUUAAUGCACUCAUAAUCUAUCCUGUAGACUGCGGGGGAACCGUGAUGUAACACCUCAUCAUUCUCUCUCCCUGUAUGAGGAUAGAGUGAUGUUCAGAGAUAAUGACAAUUUGAGAAAAUCCCUGUUGUGUGGCAUGUGAAAAGGUCUCUCACCUCAGACAUCUUUAAUCCCAUUUGUAAAUACAGUGGGGGAAAAAAGUAUUUAGUCAGCCACCAAUUGUGCAAGUUCUCCGACUUAAAAAGAUGAGAGAGGCCUGACAAAAUGAGAAGAAAAAAAAUCCAGAAAAUCACAUUGUAGGAUUUUUAAUGAAUUUAUUUGCAAAUUAUGGUGGAAAAUAAGUAUUUGGUCAAUAACAAAAGUUUCUCAAUACUUUGUUAUAUACCCUUUGUUGGCAAUGACACAGGUCAAACGUUUUCUGUAAGUCUUCACAAGGUUUUCACACACUGUUGCUGGUAUUUUGGCCCAUUCCUCCAUGCAGAUCUCCUCUAGAGCAGUGAUGUUUUGGGGCUGUCGCUGGGCAACAUGGACUUUCAACUCCCUCCAAAGAUUUUCUAUGGGGUUGAGAUCUGGAGACUGGCUAGGCCACUCCAGGACCUUGAAAUGCUUCUUACGAAGCCACUCCUUCGUUGCCCAGGGCGGUGUGUUUGGGAUCAUUGUCAUGCUGAAAAACCCAGCCACGUUUCAUCUUCAAUGCCCUUGCUGAUGGAAGGAGGUUUUCACUCAAAAUCUCACAAUACAUGGCCCCAUUCAUUCUUUCCUUUACACGGAUCAGUCGUCCUGGUCCCUUUGCAGAAAAACAGCCCCAAAGCAUGAUGUUUCCACCCCCAUGCUUCACAGUAGGUAUGGUGUUCUUUGGAUGCAACUCAGCAUUCUUUGUCCUCCAAACACGACGAGUUGAGUUGUUACAAAAAGUUGUAUUUUGGUUUCAUCUGACCAUAUGACAUUCUCCCAAUCCUCUUCUGGAUCAUCCAAAUGCACUCUAGCAAACUUCAGACGGGCCUGGACAUGUACUGGCUUAAGCAGGGGGACAUGUCUUGCACUGCAGGAUUUGAGUCCCUGGCGGCGUAGUGUGUUACUGAUGGUAGGCUUUGUUACUUUGGUCCCAGCUCUCUGCAGGUCAUUCACUAGGUCCCCCCGUGUGGUUCUGGGAUUUUUGCUCACCGUUCUUGUGAUCAUUUUGACCCCACGGGGUGAGAUCUUGCGUGGAGCCCCAGAUCGAGGGAGAUUAUCAGUGGUUUUGUAUGUCUUCCAUUUCCUAAUAAUUGCUCCCACAGUUGAUUUCUUCAAACCAAGCUGCUUACCUAUUGCAGAUUCAGUCUUCCCAGCCUGGUGCAGGUCUACAAUUUUGUUUCUGGUGUCCUUUGACAGCUCUUUGGUCUUGGCCAUAGUGGAGUUUGGAGUGUGACUGUUUGAGGUUGUGGACAGGUGUCUUUUAUACUGAUAACAAGUUCAAACAGAUGCCAUUAAUACAGGUAAUGAGUGGAGGACAGAGGAGCCUCUUAAAGAAGAAGUUACAGGUCUGUGAGAGCCAGAAAUCUUGCUUGUUUGUAGGUGACCAAAUACUUAUUUUCCACCAUAAUUUGCAAAUAAAUUCAUAAAAAAUCCUACAAUGUGAUUUUCUGGAUUUUUUUUCCUCAAUUUGUCUGUCAUAGUUGACGUGUACCUAUGAUGAAAAUUACAGGCCUCUCUCAUCUUUUUAAGUGGGAGAACUUGCACAAUUGGUGGCUGACUAAAUACUUUUUCCCCCACUGUAAAUGGGGUGAGAAAAUGCAUUAUAUCUGGAUAGAUAAACAGCAUGGAUCCAGAGUAGAUGAGUGGAGUCGAAGGAGAGUUAGGAUUCUGUUCAUGGACUGUGUUAAAACAAAAGUGGCAUUAUUAGUGUUGUAUUGAACGAGGAAAAUCCUCCCAAUCUGAAUGAAUCCUAGAGAGGAUGCAGGGUCUUUUUCAUUGUCCCUUAAUCCAGUACAAAUGAUCUCAAUAUAAAAACCCAAAAUACAGCAAAACACAACCCCCUCCCAACCCAACCUUUGGUGUGUCCCUCCAAUCUUUUCUUAUACGGACUACAGUCAUUCUUUUCUUUGGAUGGUUAAGUGGUGGUCAUAACGCUUCAUUAUAGCUACAGAGAGAACUAUCUGACCUUUGAAUAAAUAUACCACUGUAUCAUUGGUGAAAUGGCUGUGAAAUGAAGUAAUCAUGUGAACGACUGAAGCUGAGGCAAUGGUGAGGGAGAGUCAGAGAAAUAUUCCCAAAUUCCAAAUUGAGACCUUAUCAAGUUUGCUGCUCAGUUAUAUUCUUAAAUUAUGUUAAGAAUAAAUCCAUUGCGUUUCCUGACUGAUAUGAGCUUAUUCUUUGAUCUCGCAUUUAUUUUUCAAAUUACCCUCCUGUAACUUUCCAAUUUGCAUGCAACAUUACACUGUAGUGUAAUUAGCAUAAAAUAGCUGAGGAUAAGUUUAAUGGAAGCGACAGAUGGAGGUUCAGUCAAGGCAACUGUAUCAAAGGCCUGCUAAUGGUUCAAUUGGGAUCCAGGGGACUACUAGACUCGUUCCCUCACAGCUACCUCCAUAAUUACUCUAUAACUCCUCAUGUUCAUCUAUUGUUCAUGUGGUGCUUCACCUGGAAUCAGUUUAUUUUAGGUAUUGGGUUGAUACUUUUUAACAGGUAAGCAUGCAGUCAUGUUUUUCUUGUUACAGAUCAAGGUAUUUUCUGCAGAAUAUAUUGGUUAUUUUGGAGCUAUAGUUAGAAACCAUCAAAAUGGGAUUUUGAGGCCUGCAGUUUAGUUAUGUACAGCAUCACUCUUUAUCCAGUUACAGAUAGGCUAUACAUUACUGUUAAGAUAUUAUGCCCCAAAUGUCACUUGUAUUAUACUUUGUCACUGAGUCUGAAAAUCUGUUUACAUAAUACUUAUUUUUUUAACUCAGUGAAAUGUGAUUCCCAGCUCCCAUUAGCCUUGUCUGAGUCAUGUUUUUGGUUCCAGGGGUGAUCAUCAAGAGGAAAAGUGGUGAGAUUCCCUGUCCGCUGGCUGUGGAGGCCUUCGCUGCACACCUCAGCUACAUCUGCAAGUAUGACGACAAGUACAGCAAGUGAGUCACUAAUAUGCCCACUAGUUGACAUACUGGAUCUAUUGUAGUAAUCUGUACUCAUUUGUCACCCUGGGAGAAAGGUGUUCGCCAAUAUGAAUGUUCAUCAUCAUAGAACAGGGGUGGCCAACCCGUCUCCUGAGAAGCGACCCUCCUGCAGGCUUUUGCUCCAACCCUAGCUAUAGCUCACUUGAUUCUACUAGCUGCUAACAAGGACAUUAAUUAGCUGAAUCAGCUGUGUUACAACGAGGUUGGAGCAAAAGCAUGCGUAACCAGUAGCUCUCCAUGACAGUCUGCCAUCCUGGAUUGUUGUUGGUCUUGUGAAAUUAUUUUAAUAUGGCAAAGUAUUACGCUGUUCCAAAUUCAUGAAUAUUGUGUCCUUCCGUCCAUCGUAACUCUGUCUAAUUUCACAUUAUCCACUCAGAUAACUGGACGUGAUGGACAUCUGACACAUAUUAUAAAGUUACCAAUUUGUCAAGAUCCCAGAUAGCCACUCAGGGUUGGUCUUUUCUCUCAGGUAUUUCAUCUUCCACAAGCCCAACAAGACGUGGCAGCAGGUGUUCUGGCUGACCAUCAGCAUCGCCAUAAACAACGCCUAUAUCCUGUACAAGAUGUCCGAUGCCUACCACGUCAAGCGCUACAGCCGAGCGCAGUUUGGAGAGAGGCUGGUGAGGGAACUGCUGGACUUAGAUGACUGCUCCCCCACCCAGUGAGGCGACCACAUAAUCUUUAUAAUAUACACCCACAUACUGUACCCAUCCACACACACACACUGUCACGUCUCACACGAACACACACACACACUGUCACGUCUCACACGUACCCACACACACACACACACUGUCACGUCUCACACGUACCCACACACACACAUGUACCCACACACAUACACACACACACUGUCACGUCUCACACGUACACACACACACACACACACACACUGUCAUGUCUCACACGUACACACACACACACACACUGUCAUGUCUCACACGUACCCCCACACACACACACACACACACACACAUAGUGUCACGUCUCACACAUACCCACACACACACACACACACACACACACUAUCACGUCUCACACGUACACACAUGCUGUCACGUCUCACACGUACCCACACACACACUGUCACGUCUCACACAUACCCACACACUGUCAUGUCUCCCACAUACCCACACACACACACACACUGUCACGUCUCACAUGUACCCACACACACACUGUCACCUCCAGGUGUGGAGAGCAGGUCUCUAUAUCUGAGUCAGAACUCAAGAGAAAUGUCUAUAGAUUAAUGUUUCUUUACUGAGGCAGAAAGCAGAGCCAUUGUACUGUCCACAUGCCUCAUACUGCUAGGACCACAGGCUGCAUGACAAAAUAGUGUUUGGAUCAUUUACUCUUCAAUGUGCAGAACUUUUUGUAUUUUUUUCUGACCGGGUUAAACGUUGUUUCCAUGUAGUGCAAUGUCACUCUGUAAUGGCAAUCUAUGAUUCUAUUGGACCACCUACCGAGCACCAUCUGGGGUGUUCUCUCCAAGAUAGACCUGAACCACUAA
This is a messenger RNA of Coregonus sp. 'balchen', 8493 nucleotides long. Lineage: Eukaryota; Metazoa; Chordata; Actinopteri; Salmoniformes; Salmonidae. The record is from the annotation of a GenBank genome assembly.